GUGGCUUGUUGUUGUAGCGUGUUAUAGAAAAAGAAAAAAAAAUCGCAAGUUUCGUGUGCCAAAAUUUCCACGAGGGGAGGGGGUGGCGAUAGUGGUUAUCGUGUCCCAAAUAUCGUCUAGGAAGGUCGGGGAAGUAGAUCACUUGUCGGCCGGUGUCUUGUCUAGUCUGGAGCCGGGUUCCUGGUGUGAUUUCUUGUACAUAACCUGUUUGUAUAUACUGUAAAUGAUGACGUCCAUGGGCGGAAACCGGGCCCGGGGCAACUGGGAACAGACGCAGCAAGGCCAGACGCAGGGUCAGACACAGCACAAGCAAAGGCCUCAGGCCACUGCAGAGCAGAUUCGACUUGCGCAGAUGAUUUCAGACCACAAUGAUGCAGACUUUGAGGAGAAGGUCAAACAGCUCAUUGACAUCACGGGCAAGGACCAGGAUGAGUCUAUGAUCGCACUGCACGACUGCAACGGGGACGUCAACAGAGCCAUCAAUGUGUUACUGGAGGGUAGCCCAGACACUGACUCGUGGGAGAUGGUGGGGAAGAAGAAAGGCGUUUCGGGCCAGAAGGAGGCCAGCCAGCCGGAGAGUGGUGAGGACGGGAAAGAGAACCGGGAGAAAACAGAGAAGGAUGUAGCACGUCGGCGAGGGGGAGCUCCUCGCAGGGGCCGUGGGGCAAUCAGAGGGCGAGAGUUCCGAGGUCAAGAGAACGGCUUGGAUGGGGGCAAGGCGGCAGUUGUAGGCCGGGGUGCGGAGCGAGGCCGGAGGGGGCGGGGACGAGGAAGAGGGACACUUGGAGUGUCGGGGCGGCGUGGAGGCCGAUUCUCAGCGCAGGGCAUGGGAACCUUCAACCCUGCCGACUAUGCCGAGCCAAGCCAGACAGACGAAAACUACUGCGGAGGCAGCACCUGGAACAACACAGGUGGCAUGGAGACAGAAGAAGGAGCUCGAUUGGAAUACGCUCCGGGAGAGGGAACGUCUUACCCACCUAAGUUUGAGUCCGCACCCGGUGCCUGGAGGACACCCACAGAGGAAUGGGGCACUGAGGACUGGAAUGAGGAUUUGUCAGAGACCAAGAUAUUCACAGCAUCCACCGUGGCGACCAUUCCACCACCGCAAGAGAAUGUCACCAUCACCAAAGGACAGAGGAUUGACCUCGCGGUGCUCUUGGGGAAGACUCCCCCGUCCUCCUCAUCUGAAACGGAACCCCAACUCAUGGAGUCCCCCCAGCCCUCCACCUUGCCCCAGUCGCUGGUUUUCAGCAACUCCAAGCAAGGACCCCCUAUCUCCCAAACCUCCUCCGGCACACCUUACACCCAGCACGGCAUGGCCAGCAUGCUGAACAAGAGUUUUGGGGAGGUAGUGGACCAGAAACCAGGUACUACCAGCGGGACCACUGGCUCCCAGUUCCUGGAGCAGUAUAAAACAGCCCAGGCGCUGGCUCAGCUAGCCGCCCAGCAUUCCCAAACUGCGGCCCCUAACUCCAACCCCCCGUCCUGGGACACUGGUGCCAACUCACGGGCACAAUACGAUAUGAAGACUCAACCAGAGUCGGCCAUUCACACGCCUUUCGCGAAGCGCCCGCCAUUCCAGGCCGUCACCACCACCACGUCGUCCAUGUUGGAAGUUUUCCUGCCUCCCGCCGCUGCCGCCUCCUCCGCUUCCUCCUUGCAGCCGCAAACGACGUCCUCGCCACACGCCGUGCCGCCGCCCGUCUCCUCACAUCCGAAAAUGGCAUCGGUCACGUCUCUGAGUCAGCAGGUUUCUCCGACUUCCUCGGGCGCACAGGGCUCCAGUCCUCUGCCUCUGCAGCAACACAAACUCAGACCGCAGAAGAAGAGGACCUCCAUUGCAACAAAGAUUCCGGCGAUGGCGGUGGAAAUGCCCGGCUCGACAGACAUCUCCGGACUUAACCUUCAGUUCGGAGCGCUGCAAUUCGGCUCGGAGCAGGCGCUGCCCGAGUACGACUCUGGAUCCUCCAACGUGGUGCCUGUCAACCCUAUGCAGAAUAGUCUCUAUGCCACCCCCAACAGUGAGUCAACUCCAGCUCUUUCCAACUCCAGCCAGAUGGACAUGUAUGAGCAGCGAGCGCCUCAGUCGCGACGUUAUCCUCCCUCCGUUUCCUCCUCCCCACAGAAGGACAUGCAGCCCAAGAAUGGCUUCAGUUCACUACAAGCGGCGCAGUCUAUGGAAGCUGCAGCGAGUUCUGCAGUACCGGUCAAGCCCACGUCGGACUCUGUGGCAGCACCUGCCCCAGUAGCCGGCAUGGGCACUUUGUCGGACGGCGGCUCGGGUCCGGCCUCCCUCCUGACGACGUCCAAUCAAGUGUCGCUUGUCGGCCUUGGGCAGGGCGAAGAGCUGCCGCCGAGCACCGUCCCACCUCCUCAACACAACAGUGCGCUCUCGUCACAGCAAAACAGCCUUGCUCCAUCGUCGGGUCGAACAUCCAACUCAAACUUAGUGCACCCAAACGUAGAUGGUGACUCCAGCCUCCAUUCCUCCUCAUUCCCCUCCGUCUCUGUGGUUUCGUCGUCGGUCCCUUCCUCAGCCGCGGCGGCGCAUGUGUCGCUAGGGGCCCCGGUCUCGGCCCCUGCCCCAUCUGGUCUCUGCCCAGUAAGCAACAUGUCCAUGGGCCUCAACACGGUGUCCAUGGGCGCGCAGGGCGUGGCCUCUCCCGCCGCUGCCUCGAUGUCCGCGGUGGCAGCAGCCUCCGCCGCUCCCUCCUCAGUGACUUCCUUGUCAUCGCGCAACUCUGCAGCAUCCUCAGGGAAAGUGCUUCCAAAUUUGCCCCCCGGAGUGUCCCCUCUGCUGCCCAAUCCUUACAUCAUGACCCCGGGACUACUGCAUCCCUACCCAACUCAGGUGUACGGCUAUGACGACCUGCAGAUGCUGCAGACAAGAAUACCGUUGGAUUAUUACAGCAUUCCCUUUGCAACCCCAACAACAGCACUGACUGGCAGAGAGGCCAGCUUGACCAACAACCCAUACUCUGGUGAUUUAUCCAAGUUCGGUCGAGGUGACGCGUCCUCGCCGGCCCCCGCCACCACAUUGGCACAGAAUCAGCAGCAGAACCAGACGCAGACGCACCACUCGACCCAGCAGCCUUUCCUCAACCCCGCGCUGCCGCCCGGUUACAGCUACACGAGCCUGCCCUACUACACCGGCAUGCCAGGCCUGCCCAACACCUUCCAAUACGGCCCUGCUAUGUUCCCGGUGGCUCCUACCUCGUCAAAGCAGCACGGAGUGAAUGUCGGUGCGUCGGCCACACCCUUCCAACAGGCUAGCGGCUAUGGUUCCCAUGGAUACAGCACUGGCUAUGAGGAUGUGGGCCAGGCUUCAGGGAGUGGGGAUUUCUGUAAGGGCGGAUACGGCAAUGCCGUGGCCGCCGCCGCCGCCGCUGCUGCCGCCGCCGCUGCCGCCGCCGCCGCCGCUGCUCAAAACAAGCCGGCCAACUCCGUCAGCGGGCCCGGAGUCGGCGUGUCCGUGACCUCAAGCAACACCGGGGUACCUGAUAUUUCGGGUUCUGUUUACACAAAGACACAGCAGUCAUUUGAGAAGCAGGGUUUCCACGCCGGCACUCCCACGGCAUCCUUCAGCCUCCCCUCGGCCCUGGGCAGCGGCGGCCCCAUCAACGCCCAGGCCGCAGCGGGCUAUGCCCCGGCCCCCUUCAUGCACAUCCUGGCGCCGCACCAGCAGCCCCACUCCCAGAUCCUACACCACCACCUGCAGCAGGACGCACAGAGCGGCGGUGGACAGCGCAAUCAGACUGCAUCCCUUCAGCAGAAGUCUCAGAUCAACAAGUCUGCGUACAAUAGCUACAGCUGGGGGGCAAACUAACAUCCAGCGUCGGAGCCCUGGACCCCCACCGUCCACUCACUCACAAACAGAAGCUGUGAGGGAAUGGGGAGGGCUCAUCUCCUGAAAACCAACUCCAUGUAGGUUUCCUCCUGCUGAGUUCCCCUCUGGCUGUUUUCCGUCUUCUCAUCCCUUUGCGAGGAUGUGCCAGAAUGAAUUCAGGAAGGGGCUAAAUGGUUGGAAAAACAUGACGUGACAUGUUGAGUGUUUGGGGAAUUUGUAUUGUUCAAUCCAGCACCAACCCUUUGAUUUACGUUGUAACAGAAUAAUUUCCUAAAGAGAACGUCUUUCCCGUAUGGUUCUUUAUGUUGCUGUUAUGCUCUCUAUCAGACCCCCCCCCCCCCCCCCCCCCCCCGCUUUUUUCCAUACUAAUUUGGAGGAAUGAAGUAAUGCGGGACGGUGGCGAUGGAGGGGUAGGGACCGCUUUUCUAUUCCACACCCCCUCUGCACAAACUAUUCAUUUGCUUGAUUGCUGUUUGGUUUCUCUUCCCCCCACAACCCCUAUUUUAUGUCCUUUUUAAGUUUGAAAAAACAAUUCUCUAAAUUUGUUAGAGUUGUGAAGUUUAUUUUUUACUAAAUAUAUAUAUAUAAAUAUAUAUAUAUAUAUAUAAGCGAGCUGGCUUGGAGUGAGGAUGUUUGUCAUGUGAUCGCGUGCAUGUUUGUACACAUAAAACCAGUAAGGGGGGGUAGGUUGUUUUGGGGUUUUUUGUUUUUUUUAUUAUUUCCUAGCACAGACUUUUCAUAGUGUAUAAAACAUGUACAGUAAAUGUUGCCAUCUAAAUAUGUUGUCACACAAGUUACUAAAUGACCCUUUCCAAGACCAAUCCGCACCUCAAUCUGCCUUCCAUAAAUGAUCCAGUUAAUGUCUUUCAGUUUGGGAGACCUCCAUGCGCCACCCCUUUCUGCACAUUUUAAAGGAAACCUUACAGCAUCCAAUACUGAUGGACAGAAUUGUACUUUUUGUUUUGUUUUUGUCAGUGAUUUAGUUUUCUUUUUGUACUGUGCAUUUUAAAAAAACAAACAAACAAAAAAACAAAUGUAAAUGGGAAAACGUGUCUUGUACAUAUAAACAAAAAAAGUACUGUA
This is a messenger RNA of Phycodurus eques (leafy seadragon), 4930 nucleotides long. RefSeq names its product ubiquitin associated protein 2-like (gene ubap2l). NCBI's taxonomy places the organism in Eukaryota, Metazoa, Chordata, Actinopteri, Syngnathiformes, Syngnathidae. Gene Ontology annotation, molecular function: protein binding. The transcript has 29 exons. The record is from RefSeq and is a predicted model, not a curated record. The coding region runs from base 224 to 3826 and encodes 1200 amino acids. Gene Ontology annotation, cellular component: cytoplasm; nucleus.